AUGCUUGAGUUGGUGUUUGAGAUCUGUGACCUGACUGAGCAGUCGAUUGUUCUCUUCCUGCAGCACCUUCACUUCUCUGUGUCUGUUGCUAAUGGAAAUGUCAUCUGUCGUCAAGAGAAGUGUCCGCCGCUGAAAUGCUCCAAUCCCAUCACUGAUCCACAACACUGCUGCCCUAUCUGUAAAGUGUGCGUGGUGGAGGGCGUGGAGUUUGCUGAAGGCUCGGAGUGGCGUCCUGAGGGCCCCUGUUCUUCUUGCUCUUGUGUUGACGGUGAAAUCCGCUGCUCCCAGUCUCGCUGCCCACCCAUUGACUGCCUUCAUCCCACAAAGAUCACUGGCACCUGUUGUCCAGUGUGCGACAGUUGCACUUAUAACCAGCGCAUCUAUGGCAACGGCCAGAGGUUUACAAGCCCCGAACAGCCCUGCCAAAGCUGCACUUGUCUGCAUGGAACUGUGGAAUGUGAGAAAAGUGCUUGUCCUCCAGUUACUUGCACUAAUCCAUCCAUACCAACUGGGAAGUGCUGUCCAAAGUGUUCAGACUGCUCCUUUGAGAACCGCGUGUUUGUGGACGGCGAAGCCUUCUCCAACCCCCUGAACCCGUGUGAGGAGUGUAAAUGUAAGAAUGGCCAAACAAACUGCUACAGAAGGGACUGUCCAGCUCCACAAUGCAAUGCUCCGCUGCCUGGACAGUGCUGCAACACCAACUGCGAUGGCUGUAGUUAUGCUGGGAAGGACUACCCCAACGGUCAGGAGUUUGGUCACCCCACGGACCAGUGUCGCUCCUGCACCUGCACCAAUGGAAAUGUGCAGUGUCUGAAGAAAAGGUGUUCCCCGUUGCCGUGCUCGAAGCCUACUCUUCAACCCGGAGAGUGCUGUCCAAGGUGUCCAUCUCCGCUUUCUGAUUGCACAUAUGAACACCGCUCAUACCGACAUUCUGAGCACUUCCACCAUCCUACUGACAGCUGUCAAUCAUGUCUCUGCACCAAUGGGAGUGUCCAGUGUCAGCACAGACCCUGCCCCUUCGCCUCCUGCUCUCACCCCAUCGCACGUGACUGUUGUCGGAGCUGCGAGGGUUGUUUGGUUAUUGGAGCAGAGAGAGCUAACGGGGAGACUUGGCAAGACGUGGCUGACCCCUGUGUGGAGUGCACGUGCCGGUACGGCUCUGUGGCCUGUGAGAAGAAGCGCUGUCCCCCGUCUCACUGUAAACACCCCGUACAGAGAGGCUGCUGCAUGUCUUGUGACGGAUGCGAGUACAAGGGAAAAGAAUACCCAGACAGCUUUGAAUUUGCAGAGGAUCAUGACCCCUGCAGUGUGUGUCGAUGCUUCAGAGGCGAGGUGGUCUGCUCCCACGUCCCCUGUUACGAAGAGUGCACCCACCCACACACUGCCCCAGGACAGUGCUGUGCCCAGUGUGACCGUUGUCUCUAUAACGCUGCAGUCCUGAGUAACGGUCAGACCAUUCCAGACCGAGAUAAUCCCUGCUCCCAGUGCACUUGUCAGAGCGGGUCAGUGCGAUGUGAGAGGAAAAGUUGCCCUCCUGCAUAUUGUCGUCAUCCUGCUCCAGAUCCAUGUGGAUGUCCCGUGUGCCAUGGAUGCAUGUACCAAGGGGUGCCCUAUGUAGAAGGCCAGACUGUGACAGGGGGUAACGAAGGUUGCCAGGAGUGCACCUGCAGGAGGGGGACUGUAGAGUGUGUCGAGAGGAGGUGUCCUGCCGUGUCCUGCCCUCACCCUGCUCUGGACUCCUGUGGCUGUGGGGAGUGUGAGGGUUGUAACUACUUUGGACGUGACUGCUACAGCGGAGAGAGGUUUCCACAUCCUACAGACCACUGCCAGCUCUGCUCCUGUCUGAGUGGUGCAGUGGCUUGUGCCCAUGUGCCCUGUCCCACUGUGACCUGUAGACACCCGGUGACCUCGCCUGGAGAGUGCUGUCCCAUCUGCACAGGGGGCUGCCUCCAUGAGGCCAGAGAACACCUGCAUGGCUCCAAGUUCACCCCACAGUCUGACUCAUGCUCCAUCUGCUCCUGUUCAAAUGAAGUGGUGAGCUGUGAGAAGAGGCCCUGUCCCGUGCAGUGUUCCCACCCGGUGCCCUCUGACAACUGCUGUCCUGUGUGCGACUCGUGUCUGUACGAAGGCUCGCUCCGUCCUCAAGGCUCCACGUUCACCCCCUCUGAGCCCUGCCAGCGCUGCACCUGCGUCCAAGGCUCCGUCACAUGCACUGCCCUGGUCUGCCCCAAAGUGCACUGCUCCAGACCUCACAUCAAGCCCGGACACUGCUGCCCAGAGUGCCCAAUCUGUGUGUCAGAGCAGAAGAAGUACAGAGAAGGACAGACGUGGACGCCCUUCUCAAACCCCUGCUCCAGCUGCACAUGCAAGGCAGGUGAAGUCCAGUGUGUGUCUCCCGAUUGCCCCAAACUGCCCUGUCAGAACCAAGUGACUGACCCUGGAGAAUGCUGCCCCCGCUGCAGAGGCUGUAUGUACGAGGGCCAGGAGCACCCUGACGGCAGCAGCUGGUUUGCAGACUCCACUCCCUGUGUGAGCUGCAUUUGUGUGGCUGGGGUGACCACCUGCUCUGAGGUGCGCUGCCUGUCCCCCUGUCAGAACGUCAUGAGUGUGCCUGGAGAGUGCUGCCCUGUCUGUGCUGAUUGUAUAUUGGAUGGAAGAGUGUAUGGUCCUGGGGAGAGCUUCCACCCAGCGGAUGACCCGUGUCAGAUCUGCACCUGUGAGGUGAUGCCAGACGGAGAGCAGCAUCUUAAGUGUUACCGAAAGCAGUGUCCUAGUCUGGUGGACUGUCCCAAGAGCAACAUCCACGUUUCCGGCCCGGACUCCUGCUGCCCCGUCUGUGCACAGCCUCUGAGUAACUGCACUUCAGCUCUGAUCGGGAAUGAAGUGUUGGCCACAGAUGAUCCCUGCUUUACCUGCCAGUGCCAGGACCUGACAUGGACUUGCCUGCACCAGUUCUGCCCUUCCCUCAGCUGUCCCCCCUCUGAGCAGGUGAUCCCUCCUGACUCCUGCUGUCCUGUGUGCAAAGACUGUGUGAUCGAGGGCCAGGACCGGAAAGUGGACAACGGCAGCAGCUGGACAGACAGCGAUGACCACUGUGUCACCUGCACCUGCAAUCUAGGGUUCAUUGAAUGCAGCAUUGAAGAGUGUGUCUCUGUGGUCUGUCCGGGAGGUCAGAAACUAGUGAAACGUCCAGGGAAAUGCUGCCACGUGUGUGAAGGCUCCGCUAUGACCUGUGUGUACCAGGGGGUGGAGUACCACUGGAGCGAGCGCUGGUCUGUUGAUGUGUGCACCAGCUGCAGCUGUGGUUUCGGAGAGGUGCACUGCUACACGGAGCGCUGUGAGCCUCUCACCUGUAACACUGAUGAGUUGCCUGCGGUGGUGCCUGGCCUCUGUUGUCCUCGCUGCCUCCCCAGGCCCGCCACAUGCAUCGCCUUCGGAGACCCACACUAUCGCACCUUUGACGGACGAAUGCUGCACUUUCAGGGAGCAUGCACAUAUGUAUUGGCACAGGACUGUGACGGAGGAGACUUUAGCAUCCAUGCCACUAACGACGAGCGAGGCCGUAAAGGGGUGUCUUGGACCAAAGAAGUGACAGUGUUCAUCGGGACCGUGUCCGUGCAGCUGCUGCAGGACUGGGCCGUCAAGGUGAACGAUGAGCUUGUGAGCCUGCCCUUCCUUCUGGAGCCUUUCAUCUACAUAGAACGCCAGACCAACACCAUCUUACUCAACACAAACAUUGGUCUAAAGGUGUUGUGGAGUGGACGCUCACAUUUGGAAGUGAGUGUUCCAGGGACGUACAAGGGUCAGACGUGUGGCCUUUGUGGAAACUUUAAUAAUUAUUACCAAGACGACCUGAAGAUGCCCAGUGGGAAAAUAAGCCUCUCAGAGUCAGAAUUUGGAAACAGCUGGAGGGUGACUAAAGGAGCACAUGCUGUGGAGUCCUGCCGACCAGGCGAAGACGUAGACCCAUGCAAAGACGCAGGCUUCCAGGCAAAGAAGUCGGCCAACACUCGCUGUAAGGUGCUGAAGUCAUCUGUGUUCAAGGCGUGUCACCGCGUGGUCCCUCCGGAGCCCUGGUACGGGGCCUGUGUGUACGACCUGUGUGCAUGCGGGGCCAAUGCUGAUGAGUGUCUUUGUGAUACGCUGGAGGCCUAUGCCCGCCGGUGCAGAGAGGCCGGGGUGGUGCUACAGUGGAGGAGCCCCUCCCUUUGUGCUGUGGGCUGUCCUGUGGAGCGAGGCUUUGUGUUUGACGAAUGCGGCCCUCUCUGUCCGGUCACCUGCUUUAACAAAGACGUGCCUCUGGGGGUGAUAGAGAGCCGCUGCUUCAAACCUUGUGUGCCGGGAUGCCAGUGUCCUGCGGGGCUGCUCCUCCACAACAACCACUGCAUCCAACCAGACAAGUGCCCCAAGGUGGUCCAUGACAAGGAACCAGAGCAGCAGGAGGAGCCUUGUUAA
Molecule: messenger RNA, 4455 nt
Organism: Knipowitschia caucasica
Lineage: Eukaryota; Metazoa; Chordata; Actinopteri; Gobiiformes; Gobiidae
Source: the annotation of a GenBank genome assembly